Messenger RNA from Microthlaspi erraticum, 1266 nucleotides. NCBI's taxonomy places the organism in Eukaryota, Viridiplantae, Streptophyta, Magnoliopsida, Brassicales, Brassicaceae. The record is from the annotation of a GenBank genome assembly.
AUGGAGAUUAAUGGAGGAUCGACGACGACGAGCACAAUCACGAUUAAAGGGAUUCUGAGUCUGCUGAUGGAAAGCAUCUCAGAGGAAGAAGAAGAAGGAAGAUGCUCGAAGCGAGUCAUAUCUUUGGGAAUGGGAGACCCAACUCUCUACUCUUGUUUCCGUACAACACAAGCUUCACUUCAAGCUGUUUCAGAUUCUCUUCUCUCCAACAAGUUCCAUGGUUAUGCUCCCACCGUUGGUCUUCCCCAGACUCGAAGAGCAAUCGCGGAGUAUCUAUCGCGUGAUCUUCCAUACAAACUGUCACAGGACGAUGUGUUCGUGACAUCGGGUUGUACGCAAGCGAUCGAUGUAGCUUUAGCGAUGUUGGCUCGUCCCAGGGCAAAUAUACUUCUUCCGAGACCUGGUUUCCCGAUCUACGAGCUAUGUGCUAAGUUUAGACACCUCGAGGUUCGCUACUUCGAUCUUCUCCCGGAAAACGGAUGGGAGAUCGAUCUCGAUGCCGUCGAGUCUCUCGCGGACGAAAACACCGUUGCUUUGGUUGUUAUAAACCCUGGUAAUCCCUGCGGGAAUGUUUAUAGUCACCAGCAUUUGUUGAAGAUUGCGCAAACGGCGAAAAAACUAGGGUUUCUUGUGAUUGCUGAUGAAGUUUACGGUCAUCUUGCGUUUGGGAGUAAACCGUUUGUGCCGAUGGGAGUUUUUGGAUCUAUUGUUCCGGUGCUUACUCUUGGCUCUUUGUCAAAGAGAUGGAUUGUUCCCGGUUGGCGGCUCGGGUGGUUCGUGACUACCGAUCCUUCUGGCUCGUUUAAGGAUCCUAAGAUCAUCGAACGGUUCAAGAAAUACUUUGACAUUCUAGGUGGACCAGCAACAUUUAUUCAGGCUGCAGUUCCAACGAUUUUGGAGCAGACAGACGAAUCAUUCUUCAAGAAAACGUUGCACUCGUUGAAGAACUCUUCGGAUAUUUGCUAUGACUGGAUCAAGGAGAUUCCUUGCAUUGAUUCCUCUCAUCGACCAGAAGGAUCCAUGGCAAUGAUGGUUAAGUUGAAUCUCUCGUUACUUGAAGAUGUUAGCGACGAUAUAGACUUCUGUUUCAAGCUAGCUAGAGAAGAAUCAGUCAUCCUUCUUCCCGGGACUGCAGUAGGACUAAAGAACUGGUUAAGGAUAACAUUUGCUGCCGACGCAGCUUCGAUCGAAGAAGCUUUUAAGAGGAUCAAAUGUUUUUAUCUCAGACAUGCCAAGACUCAAUCUCAACUCGUAGUUGAUUUUUGA